GUAAUUUUACUGAAAGUCAGGAAUUAUCUGGAUUUUUGUGAUUUUUAUGUGUGUUCCUAAUCGGUUUUAAUCUUCGUACAGCGCGAAACUGACACAUGUGACAGCACAUAUGUGUGUGUUUCCUGUCUUUGCGUUUUUAGCGACACAGAAUUCCUUGUCUUCAAAUUUUAGUGAAAGAAAAAAAAGAACGGCUAAAAACUACGGAAUUUCGGAAAACAUGGAGACAAGCAGGGAAGGACCCGACUGAGCCAAUGUUUCCAAAUAAAUAAUUCCAGAAACGAGGGGGAGGAAAAUAUGCGUAGCACGUUCGUCAAGUUGGGAUUUUAUUCCAUCGUGACUUUGAAACAAAGCCUUUUUUAACAGAAUUCCUGAAUUGAGAACUACAUCGCUGUCCCUCGCGCAAACAUCAAAGGAUUUUAAAGUUUAACGGAAAAUGUGGGAUUUUUGGAAGUUGGACUAGUCAGGGACGGAAUUACAAUGAAAGACUGGACCGUGUGAAUGUUUUAAUCAAUUCUUGGAGUGAAUUUACACAGAUUGAAGUGGCCAGAUACAUUCCUCUGGGGUGGAAAAGUCAAUUCAGAGUGUUUAAGGGGCCUAAAAAUGAUGUAUAUUUAGUUAACCGACUUACUUUAGUGUUACUAUACAAAUUGAGUUGGUGGGACAGUCUGUACUGCAAACUGACGUGUUUCUUACAGUACUGAGAAUUCCGCGUAUGGGAAUAGGUUCCGUUUUGGAAUGCCGGAGUAUUUCAGUGUGGGGAAAUGAUAGAAACCCGUCGAGAGACGUACAAAGUAACAUUUGGUACGGUAACAUUUCCGCUGAGUGACUGAAGACCAUUUCGACAAUCUGUUUAAUUGAACUGAAAAGGCAAAAUAUUAACAGCAGAUUGUUUCGCUGUCUUUACUUCCAGCCUCGGUUGGGAUCACAAAGGCGACUGUAUCCACACAGGCGAGGGGGAAGCCUGUCGGUCUGUGUGGAGACUGGGAAAAUGAUGAAACUUCUCUCUCUCUAGGCUACUGACAGAGUUUUCUCCAUUGAUCAUCUAUGUGCAAUACGAGUGUGCAUUCAGACUAAAGACUGCUGAAUGUGUGUUUGAGUUUAGCAUCGAUUUCCUUUGCGUUUGUGCUCUCACUGAAGGGCCACAGUGAACUACUACAACCAAGACAGACAAUCCAUGGGAAUAUAACACAUAAACUUGUGCUUUUAUUCGAGAGGAGAAGACAUUCCUGCACAAAUACAGACGAACUGUCCGGUUGUUGUUGUUGUUGUUUAUUGUUUCUUCUUUCAAACGCAAAGGUGUUUUACCAUGGUAAAAUGCUGAUUGGAUAAGAGCUGAAGAAAAUCAAGAAAGGAAAGCCCAAUGAGCGGCACACAGUCCACGCUUGCUGAGAGGUUUCCCAAAAAAGCGAGCAGGACAGGAAGUAUUCUCAGCAAGGACCAUCCCCCAGACAAGAAGCCCAAGAGCGACAAGGCAUCAGUCCCCACCUCGCAUGAGUUUGACCCCACAGAUCUGACUGUUCAAAGUGUAGUAGCUGACGGAAGGCCAGAGUCAUGUGGGCUUGUGCAGCGUUGUGUUAUCAUCCAGAAAGAUGAGAAUGGCUUUGGGCUGACAGUGAGUGGAGAUAACCCUGUGUUUGUUCAGCUAGUAAAAGAGGAUGGAGCUGCCAUGCGAGCUGGUGUUCAGACAGGCGACCGGAUCAUAAAGGUCAAUGGGACAUUAGUAACGCAUUCAAAUCAUGUAGAAGUCGUAAAGCUAAUAAAAUCGGGUUCCUAUGUAGCCUUGACCGUGUUGGGGAGACCACCGGGACUGCCUCAGAUCCCCCUGUCAGACGGUGAGGGUGAAGAGGGGCCUCUUUCCUUGCUCACCUCCCCUCAUUCCCCUGGACCCAUCGUUCCAGACCGGUCCUCUUCCUCGCCCAGCCCCUCAGAGCGCAAACCAGCCCCUCUGUCUGUAUGGGCCAUGACGGAGGAGUACGGCAGGAACCCCACUCCUAAACUACUGAAGGAAAUCCAGGAAGCCAAAAAGCACAUUCCACAGCUCCAGGAGCAGCUGAGUAAGCCCAUGGGGACUGGACAGGAUGGCUCCUUAUCUCCAAGGCCAAGUGAAGGAGAGCUAGAGGAUGGACGGGGGGACUCGGAUCAGCCCCCUUCCUGGCAGGGCGAUGCUGGAACAGAGCUGUCAUGGACCGACAACACAACAAGCCCUGUUACUCCUAGUCUUGUCCCAGAGAGCCCAUGCCAAAGAGAGACCCCCUGCCACAGCCCAAAGACCACACCUCGAGACAGCCUCAACUCCUGCCCUUCACCGGAUGCUGAAGACACGCCUGACCUAGAGUCUCAGUCAAGUGUGGGGAGCCCCUCCACUCGUGUGGUCCCAAGUAUCAUUGGUGCUGAGGAUGAUGACUUUGACACAGAGCAGGAACAGAUGAAUGGCCAGUGUAGCUGUUUUCAGAAUAUAGACCUCCUGAAGUCUCGGCCUGCUCACCUGGCAGCUUUCGUCCAUCAUGUGGUCUCUCAGUUUGACCCUGCGCCGCUGCUGUGCUACCUCUAUGCUGAACUCUACAAGCAGACCAGCUCCAAAGAGACACGGCGAAUCCUCAUGGAUACCUUCUUCAUAGACAAAACAGCUAGUUUGAAAGUGACAGUGCCUGAAUCUAUCAUAGCUGACCUGGAGCGGACUGCACACUCGGUUAACGCCGAAAGGAGGAGGCCCGAGCCUAUCUCAGAGGACACCCACAGACAGUACGUUCAGCAGCUGCAGGACACACUUCUACCUGACAUCCAGAAAAACCUAGAGGACUUUAGGCAUAAGCGCAGUAUGGGUCUGACACUUGCAGAGGCGGAGCUGACCCGUCUAGACACUGAGAGAAUGAAAGACCGUGUGGCUCUAGAGAAAGAGCGGUCCUGCGCAGAGCACAUCAUCUCCAAGAUAGAGGACGUAUUGUUGACGUCACAGGCCACAGAGGAAGAUAAGUGUAGCACCAUGCAGUUUGUGAUACUGUCAUAUAUGAAGCAGUUGGGUGUAAAAGUGAAGGAGUCUCGAGGGCUGGAUCACAAGCCCAAACUAAUGAACCUUUUCCCUAAAAUAAAGAAGAGUAUAAAACCUGAGAAAGAUGGAAGCGAGGAGAAAUCCAAGAAACCAAGAUUUUCUAGUGUCUUCCCUCCAAGGCGGCCGAGCAGGAUUGAUGCUUCAUCACUCAGCAAGGCUCUGGAGCCAAAACAGCGCUCGCAGAAGCCUCAGCUGCCAUUGGGCGCUGGGGAGCAGGCAGACGGGUCAUCUCCUUCGGUACGGGGCAGUCAGUCCAGUGAGGGCUCAGAUGGCACCGCUGCUCUGGUCACGUCACCUCCUCACAGUGCACCAGCAACACAGAGCACAGACAGCAUCAGCCGAGACUCUGACACUGGUGGAGUUCCCUUUUCAGCAUUGCCCAGACUGGGAGACGGUGCUGUCUCAGGAGACCCGCAGGACACAUCUUCUUCAAACACUCACUUUGACUUCAGCCCCUGUAUCCUGGAACAUCUGCAGGAGGAGGAGCCUGAGACGGAAAAGACACAGGACACAGGGACCCCCAGGCCUGACCGGAGCAGAAUGGAGCCGCUGGGCUCUGGAGAUGUUCAGAGUGAAGAUGAUCAGGUAGCUGAGGUGGAGCUGGAGCAUCCUCACUGGCAGACGCUGGUGAGCAGAGAUGUGUUGGCCACACUCACCCCUCAGGAAAUCAAGAGACAGGAAGUCAUCAAUGAGUUAUUCUACACUGAGAGAGCACAUGUGAGGAUGCUGAGGGUUCUGGAUAGUGUGUUUCACCAGCCGCUGAGCAGAGAGACCAUCCUGCCUCCUGCAGACAUCAAAAACAUCUUCACCAACCUCGAUGAGAUCCUUCAGCUGCACAUAUCCUUAAUGGAACAAAUGACAGCAGUUCGGAAAAAGACUGAGACGGUGGUCAUUGACUCAAUAGGAGACGAUCUGCUGUCCUGGUUCAGUGGGGAAGAGGAAGAGAAGGUCAAGAGAGCAGCGGGCACAUACUGCAGUAAUCAGCCUUUUGCCCUGGAACUCAUCAAGAGCAAACAGAAGAAAGACCAGCGCUUCAACUCCUUCAUACAGGAAGCGGAGAGUAACCGGAAUUGCCGCAGGCUGCAGUUGAAAGAUAUUAUUCCUGUGGAGACGCAGAGACUCACAAAGUAUCCUCUUCUGCUGGAGAACAUCGCCAAAUACACAGAGAACCCAGAGGAGAGAAGUAAAGUGAAACAGGCUGGUGAGUGCUGCAGAAAGAUUCUCACUCACGUCAACCAGGAGGUGAAAGAAGCUGAGAACAAACAGAGGUUAGAGGACUACCAGAGACGACUGGACCUGUCCUCACUGAAGCAGAGCGAGAAUCCUAUGAUCGCUGAGUUUAAGAACUUGGACUUGACUAAGAGGAAAAUGGUGCAUGAAGGACCCCUAUCCUGGAAAGUCAACAAAGACAAAACAAUUGAGCUGUAUACACUGCUGCUGGAGGAUAUCUUGGUGCUACUUCAGCGGCAGGAUGAGAAGUUGAUCUUAAAAUGCCACAGUAAGAAUCUGGCUGGAACUGCUGAGACCAAACACAUCUUCAGCCCCAUCAUCAAACUCAGCACAGUGAUGGUGCGCUCGGUCGCCACUGACAACAGGUCAUUCUUUGUGAUCUCAAUGUCUGAUAACGGAGCCCAGAUCUACGAGCUAAUGGCACAGACUGUAUCUGAGCAGAGGACGUGGCAGUGUCUUAUCACACAAAGAGCAGACUGCAUGCAGACCAAACUACAAAACAUCAUUCCAUUACCUCAGACGGAUGGGGAACGUGAAGAGGUUGAGUUGAUGAACUCUGGUGUUCAGAAACUUAAAGACUCUGAGCCCAUUUCCUUAGGGAGCAUUCAAACUCCAGAAAAAGAUGGCACCGAGGUCAUGCAAACCCCACCAGUUAGCACCAAUCCGUUUGAGACCAAAUCAGAUGAGGAAGAGGAAGAAGAAGAAAGCUCACUACAGGAUCAAGGUGAAGAUGAUGAAGCAUUCGUAGUGGCUGAUCUGACUGAGAGACUGACAUUCCUGAAGCAGCGUUCGAGACUGGGCAUCGCCAUAGAUGAGGACGAGGCCGAAGCCUUUGAGCUCCAGCCACUCAGAGCGGAUGAAGCUCUUAGAACAUUGGCAGCACUGAGACAGCUGCUGAUCAACCACAUGUCCUCUCAGGAGGACACAGACAGAGACACUGAAAGAGCAGAGCAGCAUAUGCAGAGGACAGACUCUCAGCAGGGGACACAGGACAACGCUGUAAAUGCAUCCUCGGUUGAGAACGGCUCUGAAAGGACAGACAGAGGCGAGACCAGAGUAGAGAACACACAGGAACUGCCCUCUGGAGACACCGGCUUCUUUGAGACGCCUGAGGAUUGUGCAGGCAGUUUUAUGGUGCUGGAGGUGUACGGAGGCUCUGGUGAGAGUAGCACAGAUGAUGAUGUACAUGGCAGCAGUGGGGAACCAGUGGCUGGUGGAGACUCAGGCAUUGACUUGAAGAAGCUCCUCUCUUCCUCGUCCCAGAGCAGUGGAGGACCAAACCUCAACAGACAAAUUAUGACUUACAUACGUCUACUACAGGCCAACCUGCUGCACCUGAAGGAUAUAGAAAUCAAGUAUAACCAACUACACCAAAGGCUAUCAGAGGAAACGGCUACUGACACAGAGGAAAACAAAGAUAAAAGUUAGUGAAGUGGGGCUCUCUCUCUCUCAUCUGUUAAUUGAGACCGGAGGAGACACACAGACACUGAAAGUGCUGUUCCACAGCCCUGCUCCAGCAAAGUCCUCAUACAACGCUAAUGCUGUACACCAGCCAUGCACAAAGACAGAGAUUGAAUGGACAGGAGAUCUGGAGUUUCUAUUUGCACACUCGCAACACAGGAUGGCUCAAAUCAGCAGAGAAAAUCAUGGUACUCCGACAGCGAUUGCCAUUUAAGGAAAAGUCAUCGCCUCUCACCCAACCAUAUGCAUCAUUCCUUCAGAAAGCCCCCUUGCAACCCAAACCAGAAUUUUCUUGAAGGUUGUAAGGAAGGAAAACCACAAGAUGAUAAAGAGCAUAAACCUCUGCUUCCCCAAGAUUUCCCUCAAUAUUAGCCAAUGAAAAUACAGCAUGUAUUGUGUCACAUGAUAUCUUUUAUUGAGGUAUCUUCGCAGAUCUUUGACCUAACCUUGUCUCAAGUGAAUUCAAAGCCAUCCACAAAGCACGUAUGCUUCAUAAGGAUGGCAGAGUAGUUCGAUUUUUACACAAACUGAGUGCCAAACAUCUAUUUGUAUGUAUGCGGUAUGUGCGAUGUAAAGGUUUAGAUAACAUUAACUGUGAGUGGUGUCGAAAAUCUCCGAUCAAAGCACAAUAGUUUAUGUGCAGAGAAUUCUAUCUUAAUCAUGAGCUUUCUUAAAAUCAGACGUCUCUUUGGGGAGAAUCAAGAGGAUUGGCUGUUGCUUUUGCCAUGAUGCUGAGUAAAAUGCUCUCUGGCAAUGAAGGCACGUAAAAUCCAAACUCUGCGUUACUCUAGUAUUGUGACAUCAUAAUGAGUCUGAGGAUCAGCUGAGGACUGUUGUGCUCCUCAUUCUUCCUCUCUUUAUAAACCACAUUCUAUUAAAUAAAGCUACUGAAAGAGUUUUCUCUGGCUUAAGGCUGUGAGAAAACCGGACCUUUCCUAAUGUCAUCUGGUUGAGCUCUGCCCGACCUGUCUUAUGGAUUUCCUUGGUUUUGAGAAUGAAGUUAAAUAGAAGCUUCGGUGCAGGAACUUGAUAAAGACUCUUGAUGGUCUGUUUUAAAUGUAAUGUAUUGUACAAUUAUGACCAACACUGCAUCUCUUACAGAGACCCGAUUUUUUUGUUUUGUCUUUCUUUUGCUUUCUAAAGCAUUGUCAUGUAUUAUUUUAACAGAAACUACUAAAAAAAAGAAAAAGAGACUGCAAGGUAUUCUUUAAUAUUGAUGUAAUCUGUAUUUUUAUUAUCUGUCUAGACGUUUGAGCUAUUUUAUUAUAUUAUGGAGCAUCAUUAAUAUGGUCUUGGCUUUCUGUUGAGAACAUGAAUAGCUCUAAAUAGAUGAGAUUUUAUGAAAUUUUGGCUGAACUGAUGUAUUGUUCAAGGUGGAAAGAUAUUGCACAUUGUGUCUUCAUUUUAUCACAUUUAUCUUUGAGCUGGGAGGAUAUCUUGUUUUGGAUUUAUGGCCAAAAAAGAAAAUACACAACUCCAUCUGUAGCAAAUUUAUUCAAUAAACUGGAAACACAGUGUAUUUCA
Myxocyprinus asiaticus (Chinese sucker) is the source of this 7264-nucleotide messenger RNA. RefSeq names its product Rho guanine nucleotide exchange factor (GEF) 12b (gene arhgef12b). Gene Ontology annotation, molecular function: G protein-coupled receptor binding; guanyl-nucleotide exchange factor activity. NCBI's taxonomy places the organism in Eukaryota, Metazoa, Chordata, Actinopteri, Cypriniformes, Catostomidae. Bases 1361 to 5707 code for a protein of 1448 amino acids. The transcript has 40 exons. The record is from RefSeq and is a predicted model, not a curated record. Gene Ontology annotation, cellular component: cytoplasm. Gene Ontology annotation, biological process: G protein-coupled receptor signaling pathway.